AUGUCCCAUUCCCAAUCCAAAAAGCAAAACCUAUCAACUAGCAAGUAUGAAAAUGCAUCAAAGACCUUGCAGAAAAGUCCAAAUACUAAAGAACCCUCAGAAGCAAAGUCUGACAGUAAACAUAAACCAACCGAGAUAAAGAACAAGAAUGAAUCUUCCUCUAAAGGCUUUUCAAAUGUUCUGUGCUGCUGUUGCGUUGAAGAUGAUGACCUCCUGUUGUUACCAGUCAACAAUGACAGUGCUCUCAAUCGCUUGGUUGGUCAGCUACAACCAGGAGAAGUUCUUUCUUCAGUGCCUGUGCGUAAAUUACCACUGACCGCCAACCCAACAGCGCAAGACAAUGAAAAGAACAAAAGUCGAAGUAAAGGUCUCAAACCAACAGGCCUGAAAACUCAGAAAGACUCAGAUGUCACAACAUCCAGUGGAACCUUCAAAUCCAUGGAUCUUGAAGUGCCGUCUACCUCUAAUGGACGUAGCAGGCAGUUCCCAGAUAAUGUUAACAUCCAGACAGACUUGCUGCAAGACUUGCUGGACCAAAGCAGGUUCCAUGUGAAUGACCCCUGUUGUAGUUUCCAAGUCUGCUUCUCAGGUCAGAUGAUGGGCUCUGGAUACAGCACUCAGUACAAGGUCUUGACAAUGUCUAUGCGGCUCACUGAACCCCUGGUGAUGUCCUCACAGCUGACAGCUUCAGGAUCGAACCUUCAGGGGGUUGCUCACACUGCACCGUCAGAUAUGAGAAGGCCAGCAAUUACAGGAGAAUAUGGAGAAGAGGAUGAUGACAUAGUCCAGUAAAAUGUUUUAUGGCAGACAGAGACAGGGACUGCCUGAGGAAUAUGAGUGGACAAGACAGGACAUCACAUAAAUAAAAUUAAUGUAUGGAAAUAAAUGCAUUAUCAUUGAUUGAUUGAAGACAACAUAUUAAAUUACAUCAUAUUAAA
This is a messenger RNA of Myxocyprinus asiaticus (Chinese sucker), 938 nucleotides long. RefSeq lists its product as uncharacterized. NCBI's taxonomy places the organism in Eukaryota, Metazoa, Chordata, Actinopteri, Cypriniformes, Catostomidae. The coding region runs from base 1 to 792 and encodes 263 amino acids. The record is from RefSeq and is a predicted model, not a curated record. The transcript is spliced from 3 exons.